Molecule: messenger RNA, 6104 nt
Organism: Patella vulgata (common limpet)
Lineage: Eukaryota; Metazoa; Mollusca; Gastropoda; Patellidae
Product: zinc finger CCCH domain-containing protein 13
Exons: 4
Coding region: 3024-4622 (532 amino acids)
Biological process (GO): regulation of apoptotic process
Source: RefSeq, a predicted model, not a curated record
UAAGACUUCAAUAAACUAAACAAGACAAAAGGGAGAGUGAACAGGCGAAGGAUAAAAACGACGUUGAACUCAUUGAUGAUAGCUUUAAAAACAAAACCAAUAUCUUUGUUCGAUUCAAGUCGGGGAUGAGAACGAAGACAAAGCUACUGGACCAACUAUAAAAGGAAAUGGACUCAAGAAUGACGAAAGGGAGAAACAGUAUCUUGUCCGAUGAGCUGGACCGAAUUUUAUGAACAAAUUGUGAUUAUAGAAAGAAUUAAAGAAGAAAUUGAAGAUGAUGAGAUUGGACAAGAUGCAGGGAUAAAUGAUUCCGAUUAUUCGCCAGUUGAUAUUCAAGCAACAGAUGGGAAAGUGCUUGUAAAACAAGAACCUCUAGAUGUAAAUGAGACUGAUGAUAUAGAUUGUAGUUUACCAAGAGAUGGUAAACCAGAUGACGGCAUUAUAAAAGACGCGGAUGAUAAAUAUGGUGAUCACUUACUAAUAGAUGAAGAAAGCAAAGGGAUGACAAUUCCAGAUGAUGUUAAAUAUAGUCAGACAUCUAUACAAAAUAAUAUGGAAUCAAUAUAUAAAACUAAAUUGUGAUGUGUUACUUUUGACAGACAAAAUAAAGAAGCUUGACUCUGAAUUUCAAUCUAUUAAAACAUUGCUGAAAAAUGUCAGGAAUCAUUUAAACCACUUGUUACGGAGGACCAUAACUUAGGCCCAAUUCAUAAAAAAUUCUCUAAUGUGAAAAAACUGGAAUAUAAACGUAACAUUGUUAUAGGAUCAUCCAUACUUAAAGGUAUCAAACCAAAUGGAUUGGAUAAAACCAAAUCCACAGAAGUGAGAACUCUGUCAGGGGCGACUAUACAAAAUGUCAUCACUUAUGUUGAUAAUUGUACCUCACCAAAUAAUGUCCGCAAUAUAAUAUUUCUAAUUGGAUCUAAUGACUCAAAAUAUGGCCCAUAUGCAGACUAUACUCGUAAUUAUUAUAGAACUUUAAUAGAAUUGUGUUUCUCUAAAUUCCCUUAUGCAUCUGUUAAAUUCAUUAGAUUAUUGCCACGGUUUUCUCGCUCUUCAAAUAUCAUUAUAAAUCGUAUUAAUGACAUACUAUAUGAUGUCUGUGAGGAUUGUGGAAUUGACAUACCUAUUGAUCAUGGAAACUUAUUUUAUAAUUAUCACCUAAGUAAAAUCAGAGAGAAUUUAUAGCAUGAUUCUGUACAUCUUAAUUCUUAUGGUUCUACCUGUUUAAGCAAACUUAUUAGGAAUCAUGUUAUCUCCCCAAGCAUGCCAAAUUAGGAUAUCAUUAUUUUCCAGAAACUUACAUUUCCUGUCAUGCUUUGGUCUACCAACAUGCCCCCCCCCCCCCCUCAUCACAAGAGAGCUCAUUUGCACUUGCUUUUCCAUCCACACCAUUAUAUUAUAUUGGUGUAACUGUUUAACAUUAACAUUGUUAUUAUUUGUUAUCAUUAAUUCUUACUUUGUGUUAUUUAGAAAGAUAUCUAUUUCAUUCCUUUCAUCAUUUAUUACAAUUAUAUAACAGAUGCACCAAGUUUUAACUAAAAAAGGUUUACAUGUAGGUCAUCUAAAUGUUCAAUAUUUCUUUAAUAAAAUUCCAGAACUUAGUCUAUCCAUUCAAAACUUUGAUAUAUUUGCUAUUUCCGAAUCACACUUAACUACUUCUAUAGAUGAUGAUCAAUUACAUAUUGCUGGAUUUCAUAAUCCGUUAAGAAAAGAUAAGUCUAAUUUAAGUUCUUCUGGAACAUUGCUCUACAUAAAAGAUAACUUCAUUUAUAAACACCGCUCAGAUCUGGAACAUCCAAAUAUUGAAUCGAUCUGGAUAGAACUAAAUUUAAAGAAGUCAAAGCCAAUUCUCAUAUGCUGUAUAUACCGAAAUCCAGCCUCAACUAAACUAUGGAUUGAUUCUUUUUCGGAAAUGAUGGAAUCUGCAUGGAAUAAUAAAAAUGAAAUUCUUAUAAUUGGAGAUUUAAACAUAGAUCUUUACAAAAAUCAAAAUAAACAUUGGACCGAUUUGUUACAAACUUUUGGCCUCCGUCAACUUAUUAAAGCACCUACACGAGUUACUGAUAAAACGAAAACAUUAAUAGACCAUCUCAUUGUUUCAGACCCUGAUCAUGUCAAAGAAAUCAAAAUUCCUUGUUAUGCUGCCUCUGAUCAUUACCCAGUAUGUUUUACCUGGCAGAAAAAGGAUGCUUCUUUUCCUAAAAAUAAACAUGUAACAAUUACAUAUAGGUCAUUUAAACACUUUAAUAAAGAUCAAUUUUUGUAUGAUUUGCAUGCAGCUCCCUUUGACUAUAUUUAUAAUUAUUCUGAUCUAAAUUUAGCUUUAUCAAUUAUUACUCCAAUAAUAAAUAAACAUGCUCCCUUAAAAACUACGAGAGUAAGAAACGUUGAUAAACCAGUUUGGUUAACUCAUGAAAUAUUUCAACUUAUUCAUAAACGAGAUUAUUUAAAGAAAAAAGGGGAUGUUACUAAUUAUAAAAAAUUAAGAAAUGAAGUUAAAACAGCUAUCAGAGCAAGUAAACGAAAAUAUUUAGAAUCCUUGAUAUCUGACCGGGAAAACAGUAAACAGAUUUGGGAUGCCAUAAAACUAGCAAAUAAUACUUUUCAUAAAACUUCAUCACAACCUACUCAAAUGGAUCCUGACACUCUCAAUCAUUAUUUUAUCAAUGUUGCAAACAACUUAAUGAACAAUGUCCCAAUUUCGUUAAGCAAAAAUGAUUCCAAUUGUAUUUCUAAUUUUGUAAACAAUCAAACUUCAUCUUGUACUCCUAAAUGUAAAAUACCUUUUAUGUCUACUUGUGAUGUAUACAAAUAUCAUUCAAAUUUAGAUGCAUCAAAAUCUGUAGGAAUUGAUAGUGUUAGCUCGUUUUUUUCUCAAAACCGGAUGCCCCAUUUUAAAUACCUCUCUAACAUAUAUAUUUAACCUCUGCAUUGAAAAGAACAUAUUUCCUGACAUUUUAAAACAGGCAAAGGUACUGCCAUUCUUCAAAUCAGGUGAUAAAUGCCUAAUCGGUAAUUAUAUGCCAAUAUCUAUUUUGCAAACUCUCUCUAAACCCCUUGAAAAACAUAUAAAUUUGAAUAUUACUAAUUAUUUAAAUAAAAAUAAUCUUUUAUAUUUAAAUCAAUCUGGCUUCCGUUCAAAUAGCUCCUGUCAUACAGCCCUUGUUAAUAUCACUGAAAAUGUUUAUGACGCUCUAAAUAAUAAUAUGCUAACAGGAUUAUUAUUUUUUGAUUUCAGAAAAGUUUUUGACAUGGUAAAUCAUUAUCUUCUUCUACAAAAACUUCAGCUAUAUAAUUUUUCGGAAAACUUACUCUCAUUAUUGAAAUCAUACCUUAAUAAUGGAAAUCAGUGUAUAUCAAUUGGACAAAAUAAAUCUUCAUUUCAAAAUAUAAUUUCCGGUGUACCCCAAGGAUCAAUCCUUGGGCCUUUACUUUUUAAGCUCUUUAUCAAUGAUUUACCGUUUUCUCUUUCUGUAAAUUCCGAUCUGUUUGCAGAUGACACCAACGUUUAUACCUCUACUCCAGAUAUAACAUCUCUUAAUAAUAAACUCCAAUUGGAAACCAAUAAAAUAAUACAAUGCUGCCAAAAUAAUGCUAUGAUUAUCAAUGAAUCAAAAACUAAAUCAAUGUUAAUAGCUACAAACUAUCAACUUAAAAAUCCAUUAAAUAAACUUGACAUUCAAAUCAAUAAUAAUCAAAUUGAAAAUGUUUCUGAAUUUAAACUUUUAGGUGUAAUCAUUGAUAGAAAUUUUUCUUGGAAUAAACAUACUGAAUACAUUUGUAAAACACUAAAUAAAAAAUUGUAUCAACUGAAAAAGAUAAAAUCACGUCUUCCGUCAAACUUGUUAAAAUUAUUCUAUUUUGGCCAUCUUCAGUCACAUCUAGAUUAUUGCUCCACCAUCUGGGAUACCUGUAGUAAAACAUCCUUAAAUUACUUACAGCGUGUGCAAAAAUUGGCUUUUAAAUUAAUUAAUGAUAAACCACUAACGAAAAAUUCAACCGUAUGUACUUAUGAAACCCUAGCUAAAUCACUAAAUAUUUUAACCAUUCAAAAUCGGUUCACCUUCAAUAAAUACAUCUUACUUUUCAAAUUAGUUCAUAAAAAAUGCCCAAACUACUUAACUAAUAUUCUCGUUUUUAAAAAUACACCUUAUACCGACAUUAAUCGUCGAUUUAAUAUUCCUGAACCUAAUAAAUCAAUAUAUAAAAAUAGUUUAAAAUACAUUGGACAUUGUCUCUGGAAUAACCUACCUACCUCAAUUAAAAACACAACUGUACUAUCAGACUUUAAGGCGAAUAUGUCAAAAGAACUUUUUGUCAAUGGAAGUAUGAACUGUAAAGUAACUCAUGUAUUAUAUGUCAUAAAAUGUAGUGGCUGUGCCGAACUGUACAUCGGCUGCACGACCAAGUUACAAAACAGAGUAACGGUUCAUAGACAACAUAUCAGGGAACCAAAUUUAAGGAAGAUGCCUUUAAUUGAGCACCUUCAUAUCUGCGGUAAGGGCGAGUUCAAAAUAUACCCUUUCUUUAAGAUGCCGUAUUCAGAUCCCAUGAAAAUGAGAUUGAAGGAACAAUAUUUUAUUGACAAAUUAAACCCCAAAUUAAACAUUUCAAAAUAAUUACAAUAUUGUGCUAUAUAUUAUAUAUUAUCUACUUCAUUAUUAUUAUAUUAUUGUAUGUUUAUUCUUCCAUGACGUCACGUUAUUGUUAUUGUUAUUGUAUGUCUUGACAAGCUCAGGCGAAACAUGUAGACAAUUAAACAAUAGUAUAUACUUUCUUUAGGCAUUUUUAACCUUUAUUUUAUAUAUAUAUAUUUGAUCUCAUUGUUGUUCUUGUUGUUCUUAUAUUGUUUUGUUAUGUUUCAAGGGCAGAAUUGUAAAAAGGCCUGGCCUACUUUCUUACCCUAAUAAAGAUAUUCUUCUUCUUAUUAUUAUUAUUAUAUCCAUAAGAUCGAAUCGAAUGGAUCAUAUAAUUAUUGGCGAAAGAUUUCCGUCACUGUCUAUAACAUUCCAUUUGGGUAAAUUUUAUGAAUACUCCACAGGCUUUAUAUAAGUCAAUAUUAUUAUUAUAGUUCGAAUAAUUCCAAUAUUUAUAUUCGUUGGAACCUUAAAAUAGAUUUAAAAAAAUGCCUGUAAAAGCACACAUUUACGUAAUAUCCUAAUUAAUUAAUUUAGAUUUACCCAUAUUAGAAUUUUUACUACCAUAUGCAGAUUUUAAAUCUUGCAUUAAUCAUUUUAUUUCUACGCGUUGGCAACAGUCUUUGGAUCUUGCAGGCACAAACAAACUUCACUACAUUAAGCCUCUCUUAGGAGAUGACUGCCUCGUGCACUCUAACAAACCAGUCAGCACCCUAUUCGCUUGACAAACAGUCGUGUCCGUGCUAGUCGGUCACCCAACGAGGAAAUGGUCGGAUGCAAGAUAGAUCGUUCUGUUUUAGUGGCGAAUCCCGAAUAACGUGCUGGCUCGUUAUCCGUUAUUGACGAAUCCCGAAAAACGAGCCAGCACGUUAUUCGGGAUUCGGCAAUAAAACAGGUGAUUGCUGGAGACGACUGCUCCGUACACUCUAACAAACCAACACCUAACGUUCACUUACCCCUACGGUCGGGGGUAGCGAGGAAAUGGACGAUGCAACGUAGGUCGGUCUGUUUUACUGGGAUUCGGAAUUCGGCAAUAAAACAGGUGAUUGCUGAAGAUGACUGACCCGUGCACUCUAACAAACCAAUCAGCGCCAUAUUCGCUUGACAAACAGUCGUCUCCGUGCUAGUCGGUUACCCAAACGAGGAAAAGGUCGGAUGCAAGAUAGAUCGUUCUCUUUUAGUGGCGAAUCCCGAAUAACGUGCUGGCUCGCUAUUUGGCCCCACAGAAGGGGUAAAGUUGUUUUGUAUCACUCUCGCAUUGGUCAUACGUUUGUAACUCACAUUUUUUAUCUUAAAGCGAGAUCCUCAACCGGAAUGUGAACACUUGUCAAAUUCCUUGAGUGCCAACAACUCAAAGAUGCUACCGUUGCCAGUCAUUACAGAAUUUAUUUACCCAACCGGGUCUACAUUUUUGACGCUUGACUCUUUAAAAGACACCAAUUUUGAUAGAAAAUUUUAAUUGUA